Pseudopipra pipra is the source of this 1801-nucleotide messenger RNA. RefSeq names its product malate dehydrogenase 1B (gene MDH1B). The record is from RefSeq and is a predicted model, not a curated record. NCBI's taxonomy places the organism in Eukaryota, Metazoa, Chordata, Aves, Passeriformes, Pipridae. The transcript is spliced from 9 exons. Bases 568 to 1695 code for a protein of 375 amino acids. Gene Ontology annotation, biological process: oxaloacetate metabolic process; tricarboxylic acid cycle; malate metabolic process. Gene Ontology annotation, molecular function: L-malate dehydrogenase (NAD+) activity.
CUCGGACCGGCACCGGGGACCCGGGGCGGCCCCGGCGGCACCGCCUCGGACCGGCACCGGGGACCCCGGGGCGGCCCCGGCGGCACCGCCUCGGACCGGCACCGGGGACCCCGGGGCGGCCCCGGCGGCAGCAGCAGCAGCAGCAGCACCUUGUACCGAGACCCGGGCGGGGCAGCCCCGCCGCGCUUGCAGCGGCCGCCCCUCAUUGCGGGCUCCCCACCGUCCCCUCUUCAGGCUCUCCGGGCGCUGUGCCCACACGGCCUCAGCCGUACCCGAGUCAGCGUUUUCCCCUUUUCCCGUAAGGCAAACUGCCCUUACUAUGCCAAAGCUGAACACUUGGCUGACUGCCUCCAGGCUGCCUUGCCCAACUUCAGGGUUCACAAGAUCACUCAGCACCCUGACAAGUGGGAGCAGUGGCUUCAUGACGUUUGUGAAACGAAUGGAUGGGAACACAGACAGUCUCCUAUCAUUUGGAGAGAACUGUUGGACCGUGGAGGGAAAGGUCAGCUUCUGGGAGGACUUAAUGAUUUUCUGGAAUAUGCUCAGCAAUAUUAUGGCAUCACUUCAAUGAUGUUGAGUAAAGAAAUGUUAGACGUUGCUGAGGAGAACCUACAGGCUCAUCUUGAAAUUGUAAAAGAGGAUGAAGAGAUUAAAAGUCUUAUCAAGCCCAUGCAGAUCUGGAUCACCAGUGCAUCAUCUCCAAUCUGUUAUCAACUGAUCCCUCUGUUGGCAAAUGGAGAAGUGUUUGGGAUGACCACAGAAAUCAGUAUCCAUUUGCUUGACACUGGUCAGUUUAAGGAAGUUCUUUGCAGUAUUGUAAUGGAAGCUGAAGACAUGGCAUUCCCACUUCUCCGCAGUAUUUUGGAGCACACUGAAAUAGAUGAGGCUUUUAUUGAAGCUGAUGUUAUUAUUGUUCUUGAUGAUGUCCUCUUAAACCUUGAAGUCCAGUCCCUUGAGAACUACAUCAGAGAAGUAAGUGAGAUCUGUCAAGUGUAUGCUCCCUUGAUUGAGAAGAAUGCCAAGAGUGAGGUCAGAGUAAUUUCAUCAGGAAAAACCUUUGCAAAUCUUAAGGCGACGCUGAUUAUGACGUACGGCCCAUCCAUUAAGCCUGAGAAUAUCAUUGCCGUUGCGACAUCCUGGGAAAGUGCAGCUAAAGCCACGCUGGCCAGGAAGUUGAAUGUGAGCACAGCAGGAGUUAAAGACGUGAUUGUUUGGGGCAAUAUUACUGGCUCUAACUACAUUGAUUUGUCACAUGCUAAACUUUAUGGAUAUGAUGGUGCUAUUUGGGGCCCAGCUAAUUUUCAACGUCCUUUGUUGAAUGUGAUUUAUGAUAGGGAAUGGAUCCAUUCAGAAUUUUUAUCUGCACAGGGUUCACUGCGUUCCCGAGUUGGUCGUUGCACAGGAAUGUUACCUGCUCACGCGGUAACCACGGUACUGCAGUACUGGUAUCACGGCUCUCCUCCUGGGGAGAUUGUUUCUGUGGGAGUACUUAGUGAAGGUCAGUUUUGCGUUCCUGAAGGAAUUAUCUUCUCUAUGCCAGUGAGCUUCCAGAAUGGUAGCUGGGAAGUCAUAAAAGAAUUAGAAAUUGAUGGAACGACGCAAGAAGUUCUGGGACGCUUAGCCCACGAGCUAAUUCAGGAAAAGCUCGUUGCACUAAAGGAAAUAAAAGAAAUACAUCCAUAUGGAGAAGGCUAAAACCCCCACAUCUUUUCCCAAGUUUUUCUGUGCUGCUUUUCCUACGUAAUUUCAUUUUCAAGUUGUCUGUCCUCAUGCAUCAAAAUAAGAGCAAAUGAAUUUAAAA